Calliphora vicina (urban bluebottle blowfly) is the source of this 8716-nucleotide messenger RNA. RefSeq lists its product as uncharacterized. The record is from RefSeq and is a predicted model, not a curated record. The coding region runs from base 581 to 2470 and encodes 629 amino acids. The transcript has a single exon. Lineage: Eukaryota; Metazoa; Arthropoda; Insecta; Diptera; Calliphoridae.
CUCAUAAAUGCACACACUCUAGCUAGAUACAGACAGACCGACAAACAGUUUUAGAUACAAUCUCAGCUUCAGUUUUAAUAACAAAUUUCAGCAGCUUUUUUAGAGUAAAGUUUUCAGUUGCUCGUAAACAGUUGGCGCGUUAAGUUUGUAAGAACGCUUGAAUAAGUUAAUGAAAUAAUUUUUAUUUUAAAGCGCUGUAAAGAUAAAUCUAAACAAUAUUGUUUAGCUUCUAGUUUUUUUGUGUGUUUUUGUUAGUGUUUUGGAAAAUCAAGAAACCCUAAAUGGGUGCGCUCUAUAAAAGUAAAAUUACUUUAAAAAUAACAACAAAACAUUAAAGUUUUCAUACCAAAAUAAAUGAGAAGAUCAUUAAAGUCAUUAGCUAAAGAUACGAAGGUUAAUUACACGUAGCAAAGUGUUACAAGUUUAAGACGAAACAACAAAAAAAAAACAACGAAAAAAGAUACAAAAUUAUAACAAAUCUAAACUAAAUUGAAUUAAUAAAACAAAACAAACGAACAUUUAAAGAAAAAACGGAGUGUCUGUGUGUACUGAAACGGAAAACCUUAACGCCCGCGCUACAAUGUCAUUCUUUCGCAAUUUACGUUCAUCUAUAACGCGCGGUCGUUCAUCAUCACGCGAUACCACUCCCGUACGCAACUCCCGACCCGGCAGUGUUAUAAGUUCUCUUAAUAGCAGCAGUGGCAAACGUAGAGAUUCCAUUGAAUCACGCUCCGAUUCUUUGUUUAAUCGCAGCGAAACCUUCAUUUUGGAUGAGCCCGAUGAGACAACGCCCUGUCACUCAAAUUGCUCUACUUUGGAGAAAAAGUCCAAAAAAUCCAAGGUUCUGGAGAAAUUUAGCACCUUUACGAAACGCAAAAAGACUCCCGCAGUAGACAACGGCACCUUUGAACAUCAUCCCAGUGAUAAUGCCACCAAUACUUACUACAAAUGGCAGGCCGAUGGUGGCAAUAGUUUGGACUAUGACUCACAAAAUGAUCCUUUCAAUUUCCUUUACGAACAACAGUCCAGUUUAAAGUCUCUACAUAAUCCCAGCAGCUCCUCACAAGCAGAUUCUUUAAAAUCUUCCAGUUCUCCUAUUUCAACAUCUUUUGAUUCUUCCACUUAUCGUAAACCCAAAAUGCCUACAGACCUCAAGAAACAAUUGAAACAUUUAAAGGAUCAGGAAAAUGGCAGCAAAAAAGUCAAGGAACCAGUAACUUUAGCUCUACAAGAACAAGAUAAUGAAGAUGAAGAAGACUCUCUAAAAGCUGAUAAAUAUAAAACCGUGACACUCAACAGUUUUCGCAAGUCGUUUCGGGAUAAAUUUCUGCAACAACAAAAGGAUGCCGCACACAAUCCAGCCUGGUUUGUGCAGGUGGAAAAUCCAGAAAUGGCUAAACUCCAACGAGAACAACGAGAGUCUUCCAAGGAAAAUCGUCGAGAUCUGUUGGUAUUUCAAAAUGAUAAUUAUAGGCCAGGUUCCAGAUCUCCCAUAAGGGACUUGAACAAUCGCAAGCCAGCAAGAUCUCCUACACGUUCUCCGGUAAAGCGCAAUGAAACUUUUAAAGUUGAGCGCCUAAGUCGCCUCGAUAAACAGAACUUAAAAACCAAACCCGAAGAAACAGCACCCUCUAUACGCAUAGAAUUUAAAAAUUCCAUAACGCCUCACAUACCAGGACGUAUGGUGCCGGUGGGUGUAGCCAAACCCAUGCCCUCACAACACUAUUAUCAAAAGCCGGACAACACAACCAUGAAUACUUCCUACACCAUUAAAUCAUCGGCGGGCAACACCUCAUCAACACGAUUAAACAAUCACUCACCCAUUAGAUCACCUUGGCUAAAAUCACAUUCACCCACGCGUAACCUAACUAGCAAUACACCUCGCCUGGGACGCUAUCAAACCCUGGUGCAAAUUAAAAACGACAAGAUACGACAGGCCUCACCGGUAACCGUACGCAAUAACAGACUCUCCACACGCAUACAAUUGCAUGCAAAUGGUCCUUCGAACCCGGAAAGGAAAACCAACCAAAACUCUAAUUCCCCCACGUUUGGCAAACGCUACAAUUCAUCUGCUCAAAUGCUUAAUAAUAAUGCAACAGCUGCAAAAGCACAACCCUUAAAACAAACAUAUUUUGGAGAUACACAACCCCAUACAGCAAGAAUCACCCAGAUACCCUCCCAUAUCAGCCGAACACGAACCGUGGGAACACCUGCCUAUGACAGCUAUAAAUAUCACACACCAUCAUUGUUUAACUCGGCCACCACAUUGACACCAUCAUCAUCACGUUCAACGCCUUCACAUUCUGUCAACAACAUUCACAGCAGCAGCCACAACAAUCUCUCCUAUCUGAAACACUAUCAACAACAGCAAAUGCCGCCACAGCACCAACAACAGCAUCAGCAACAAUCGCGUAUCGUAGUGGCCGGGCAGAGGCGUUCUCGCUCUCCAAUUAAAGUUCCCUGGCGGUAGGCGUAGUAUUAGACAGACUUACUGUAGUUGUUUGUCGUCUUAGUUUUAAUAUUUUUUUAUUUAAAUAGAACUAGAAUUUUUGAGCAAAAUUGUUUUAACUAAAAGUCGUGUGUUUGUUUUAAUUUUGUUGUUGUGUCUAAGUUUAUGAGGAAUUUGGUUUUAAAAUCUGAACAAAAUACGGGGCGUUAAUAUAGUCAUGAUUUUGUUGUUUUGUUGAUUAUUUUGCAUUUAGAAAACAUGAUAUUUAUUAAAUGAGUUGCCAAGUUGUUUAUUUUAAAUUGGAUAAAGGGGAGAAGCGAUCCAGUGAUUCACUUGUUUCGAUUUGCGAAAGUAUGAAAAUAAAUAUUUUCGAAGAAUGAAAAUGAUUUUGAGAUUCGCCUAUCCCUCAGCCUGCCAAAUAUCUACAAGGUUUACUAAACGGAAAUUCAAUCUAGAGUCGUAUACCAUAAUUAUCUACCUAGACAGUCUUACAGCAAUCAAUGCUCUCAGUUCCAUACCGAUGAAGUCGAAAUGCUGACUGGAUUGUAUACAUUCCAAAACCUAGCUUCCAUAUUAAAAACAAGUCGUGAUAAACGGGUCGGCCGUAGACGAAAUUGUGGCGCGAAUCGACAUUUACUUCCCUUAGUUUGCGAUAUCAAAUACGAUCAAUGAAGGUGCACUCAGGGUUUCGGAAGACCUGUGGUCUACAAGUGCCUUUUAUAGAAUAUUCAGAAUGUGACCUAUCUUAAUUUAAACUGUCUCAGGAAAGGGUCGUUAAUGAAUCACUUGGAUCGGAGGGAUGGCCUGUGAUUACCACUUGUAGAAUAUUCAGAAUGCUCAGGCCCUCUUUGACUCGAUCAGCCUUCUUAUUCAUACUGGAGACUUUUCAUGUGACUGCUAUACAAGAGCCUAUCAUGAUUUGUAUUACCUGAGAAAGCAAUCGCUAAUGGAUCUAAUAAGAUUUGUCAUAAUCGACCAAUGGGCAUUCAGAGGAUCGGAGGGAUAACCUACGAUUUCCAUUUGUAGAAUAUUCAGAAUGAUCUGACCAUAUUUUGCACUGGAAAUGACCAAAACUCGGUUGGGUAUUGGUAGGGACUCGAUAAGCCUUCUUAUACAUACUGAAAACCUUCCAUGUGACUGUUUUACAAGACCCUAUCAUGAUAUGUAUUGCCUGAGGAAAGUAUCGCUGAUGGAUCUAAUAAGAUUCGUCAUGAUCGAUCAAUGGGCAAACAAAGGAUCGGAAUGAUAACCUACGAUUUCCACUAGGAGAAUAUCCAGAAUGAUCUGUCCAUCUUUGGCACUGGAAAUGACCAAAACUCUGUUGGGUCUUGAUAGGGACUCGAUAAGCUUUUUAAUACAUACUGAAAACCUUCCAUGUGCCUGCUAUACAAGAGCCUAUCAUGAUUUGCAUUGCUUGCGGAAAGUAUCGCUGAUGGAUCUAAUAAGAUUCGUCAUGAUCGAUCAAUGGGCAUUCAGAGGAUCGGAGGGAUGACCUACGAUUUCCACUUGUAGAAUAUCCAGAAUGAUCUGGCCCUCUUUGGCACUGGAAAUGAUCAAUACUCUUUUGGCUCUUGGUAGGCACUCGAUCAGCCUUUUUAUACAUACUGAAAACCUUCCAUGUGUCUGCUUUACAAGCGCCUAUCAUAAUUUGGACUGUCUCAGGAAAGGGUUGCGUCAAGAGCUGGCCCUCCUUAUUAAGUUUUCAAAUUUUAAUUUUUUAAUGAAGCUUAUUACCAUUAGACUCUAUGAGUCCUUCCAAGUUUUCGAUCGUUUUAAACAAGAUCAAUUAUGAGGAAUUGCACUAUUAAUGAAUCUUGUUAUCAAAUUAUAGGAAACUUGAUAUAUAUACUUAAUCUCAUGAAGACAUAUCAUAUUGUAUUUGAAUAAAACACAAUCACCCCUAUCACGAAUCAAUAUUUCACAUUUUUCAUUCAUCAACUUUGUUCACGUGAAAAAAUUUCCAAAUUUCCCUAAUUUUUAAAUGGAUUUUUUAAACAAUAAACAUCUGUUACAUAGAAUAAACGCAUAGAACGGAAGGAGAGAGUAAAAUAUUACUCUCUUUUCACACAUACGGGUGAUACAAAAACAAAAUACAUGCAAUACAUUCUCAUGAAUUAGGUUUCUGACAAGAGACUUAGGUUUUUGACUCUCAGUUACCUAUCUAGUUGUUGUCUAUGAUCUAUUACGAAUACAAUCAACUAUUGUGAAUGAAAAGUUCAUGAGAAUAUCACGAUAGCAAUUUUCCCUUCGAGAGAAAUGGAUAUUUCAUGGGAACAUAAAUUUCACAUGUUUUGCCGAUGGGGAUGAGUAUAAUUUAGAUAUCGGGCUGAAAUUUCAAUAUAUAGAAGCAAAGCCUGUAAUCUCCACUUUUUUUAGUUUCUGUAAGAGGUAACUGUCUCCAAUGCACAUUGAUGUCUUUAUAAACGGAUUUGGUAUUUGGCUGACGAACCACAAGCAUUCAUCAAAUAUAACUAGAUGUUAUUCUUAGAUAAGUUCACGAUUAAAAUAGAGAUUCAAGGCUUUGCUUCUAUAUCCCUCAAAUUUAGUGUAAAAUUCAAUCUACGCAGAUUCUUUGCUGCGAUCUAUUCCUUGGAGCAAAUUUUCCACUAUUAAUUUAUAAAGGGUUUUUCAGUUGGGACUUCCGAACUUUGACAUUUUGGAAUUCGAUAUUAUUCCUGAGCAAAUAUUCGUUGAUGGCUUGUUUUCAUAAUCUAAAGGGGUUAAAUGACAAGAGCGAGGCUAUAUUUGGACCGAAUUGAAAGGACUUGUCAUUAGUAAUAUGUAGUUUAAUAAUAGAUGUAUUGAAGAGGAAUAACUGAUGUAUUGAAGAGGAAUUUUGGUAAUCUUGAAAUCUUUAGAAAUACUCUGGUAGUAAGGCCACCAGAGUAUUUCUAAAGAUGACAAGUCCUUUCAAUUCGGUCCAAAUACAGCCUUCAAACAAGGCCUGACAGCGAACUUCAUUAACCAUAUCAUGGGAAUCAUUUUUAAAGACUAAAAUUUGCGGUCUAUCAGACUUCCGGAAUGAAAUCCACACCAAACAUAACCCAACAACAUUUGGCUAUCUCACAUUGCAUAUUUUGAUAAUAGCAAAGGUCAUAGAUAAAUACCCAUAGAUCGGAAACUCUUCUAUGAAAGACCUAACUCAGUUGUCAAAAACUUAAGUAGUGGGAAUGUAUUAGUAAAAAAUACUAUGUGAAAACAAAAACUAUCCUCGUAUGUGUGAUUAUUUUGAGUAAUUUUUGUGUUUGAGUUUUUUCUACAGUUUCUGCUCUAUGUGUAUUUCUCUAUGACAUAGCUAUUAAGCCAACUUUAUCCAAAAUUUAAAUAAGCUCUCAAUCGACUCAAAAUUUUGAUAGUAAUUUUUAAUAAUUUCAAAACAUAAAAAUCAUUAUAUCCCCAAAACCCUGUUCAGAAUGAUACGAAUCAUGACAGGAACAAAUCACUUGUUUUGUUGGAAAAAUUCAAACUAACAAUUUAAUUAGUUUGAAUUAAGAGAAAAUGACAGGUUGCCUUCACAUAAAGUUUUAGAAAUCGGUAUAUAACUCCCAGGAACCAGUCAUAUGACUAAUUUCUUGUCAAUUACCUUCCCUUUAGGGUACUUAAACAUAACUAAAACGUGACCAUAAAAGUUGUACAAGAUUUUUCUUCCAUUAAAUUAAGACCCAUCUCGUCAAUUCGUUAUACUAUGUUCACAUUUGCAGAGUUAAUCAUCUCAAACGUGAUUAAGCUCUAAUCACUUCAAAAUCGAGAUGAUUAUCCAUACAUUUAAAUGAUUUGUUAAUCACUUCAAAUUGACAUGAUUAAAUCUUAAUCACUUCAUUAAUCACGUAGGAUCAACUGAACAUACCUCAAACUGAUGAUGAUGUAGCAUCGGCCACCUUUUAGUGUAGUACCGAUAAAUAAAUUUUGACAGAAGUUUUCUUUUUUUUCUCCUUAAAAAACCUUAAAUAAUUCAUCAAUGUUCACAAUUUCAUUAUUAAAAAGUUUAAAAUAAUUUGCUGAUAUCUUUAAUAAAGUAUUUAUUUCCAUAUUUAAUGCCUUAAAUAAAUAUAAAUUUGUUUGUUGUUUUUUUAUUUGUCAACUAAAUCAUUUUAGUGUCAACUUAAUCAUCUCAAAUGUAAUGUGAACGGCUUUGAUUAACUUAAUCAAAAUUUUGCUUAAACGCGUUUAAAAGCCCAAGUGUGAACAUAGCAUUAGAUUGAAUCAAUGAAUACCAAAAUUGAAUCAUUUAUUUUAAAAACCAGUCAAGUAACAAAUUAUUGAUUUUGAGUAAAUCAAAGAAAAAAUUACUUUUUCAAAAUUGAAAUAGGGGCUAGUAGAUUAGGAUCUAGUAGGAGCAGUCAAGCGCUGUCACUUGACUUCUUUCUGCACUAAACACGGAUUUCCCGGCUUUGCUUCACCAUAAUAGGGUGGCAGUAUUUAAUUUAUUUUUCAUUAACCAAUGCAUUUACCUUUACAAAACAAUAAUCGUCCAAUAACUCAAUUUGGGAUUUUUAUACCCUUCACCUUCGUGAGAAGGUUUGUAAUUUUCACAAUAUAAUUUUGCGACCCUAUAAAGUAUAUAUAUUCUGGAUCCUUAUAGACAGCGGAGUCGAUUAUGUCCGUCUGUCUGUCUGUUGAAAUCAAUUUUCUGAAGACCCCAGAUAUCUUCGGGAUCUACAUCUUCAAUAAUUCUGUCAGACAUGCUUUCGAGAAGUUUAAAAUCAGCAAAAUCGGUCCACAAAUGGCUGAGAUAUGAGGAAAAAACCAGGACAACCUCGAUUUUUGACCUAUAUCUGGAUUACUAAGUCAUUAAUAUAGACAAUAUGGAUAUCUAAUGAUAGAUAUUUCAAAGACCUUUGCAACGACGUAUAUAAGACCAUAGUAAGUUGGACCUACAAUGGGUCAAAAUCGGAAAAAAUAUUUUUUAACCCGAAUUAAAAAACAAAAAUUUUUUUUUAAAAUUUAAAAAAAAAAUUUAAAUUUAAAAAAAAAAAAAUUAAAAUAAUUCGAAAAAAAAAUUGUUCCCAAAAAAUUAAAAAAACAACUUUGGAAAAAAAUGUUUACCUACAAAAUAUUUAAAAUUUGUAUUUUGAAGUAUAAUUUGGUGAAGGGUAUAUAAGAUUCGGCACAGCCGAAUAUAGCUCUCUUACUUAUUUGUUGCUUGACUGGUUUUUGAAAUAAACAAUUCAUCAACAAUUCAAACACUAAACGUUUGGGAAAACAUGAGCCAAAUCUUUGGUAUAAUGAUAGCUUUAAACUGCAUUCCAAUUUGCCAAUUGUCUAAAAUUUUAGUAUUCCGUGAUAUUCUUUGAAUUAUUACAACUAAAUUAUAAUACAAAUUAACUUAAGCCUAAUUAAAAUUUACUUUCUAAAUAAUAAUUCCAUUCCCAUUUCAUUAUCUACUAUCCCGUUUUUAAAUACUAAAUUUCCCUCUCUUUGGCAGCUCUUACUAACAUUUCGUGUAUCUUGUUUGUUAUUAAAAUCUCAUUUUAGCAAAAAAGAAAAAAAUAUUUAUAAAAAAUAAAUAAAUUAAAUGUAAUAAAAACUCAAUUAUAGUGUCGUGGUGAAUCAUCGAUAGACAUUUUUGUUGUUGCUUGUUUGAAAGGCUGGGGGAUUUCCAUAUAAGAUUCGUUUAGAUUUUUUUUUAAUGUUAUUUUUGCCACUUGUAAAAGUAUAAAAUUAACAUUAAAUGAAAUGAUUUUUACAACAGGUUAUAAAAUGUUUUUAAUACACACUGAACAACAAAAUGAAAUGAAACCGAAAUAAAUCAGUAAAAUUUAAAUACGAAUUUAAAUAAAUCUUAUAAGCUAAUAAUUAAUACAAUCAGAUGAUACUUUUUUAAGAAAUAUUUCUAAAGAGAAAAGAAAAUAUCUUAAAUGGAAAUAUUAAGAGCUUAUUUUUGGGCAUUACCUAUGGCAUUACUCAGUAAUAAGUGAUUGUUACUUGCUAUAUUACUGAAAACUAAAAAAAUAAUGUAAAUUAAGAGUUUAAGUCAUGUCUAUGUAAUUUGUGCAAUAAUUAUUUUUAAAAGUUUUUCAUAAUUUCGUUGCUUAGUGUCGUGUAAAAGUUGUAUUGUCAAUUUUGUCUAACAUUGUAAUAUUUAUUUUGUUUAAUAAGGACAUUGAAACUUAUACUAAUUAAGUUUUACAAAAGGCAUUGUUUUUAUUUAUGAGUAAAAAUUGUUAUUUUGUAAACAAUUAAAUUAAUUUGUAAGUUUAACUUGUUUUGUUUAUUAUGUUUAUAUAUGUAUAUAUAGAGAGAUAUAAAAAGUUCUUAUUAAAUGUA